AGUUAAUUCCAAAUAUUUCAUACCAAAAAUGAGCGACAAAACCGCAAAAGAUAUUCUCCAAAAUCUUGGUCGUAGUAUCAAUUUAUUAUCCGAUCCGUCUCGAUUCAAUCGUAAGAAAGCGUUUGAAGAAAUUCGUAAGGAGACUGUUGAUAGAAAGGAAAGCUUAGAUUCGACUGUCUUUGACAAUGUUAUGAGCGAUAUAAUAAGGCACGUGCUAAAGUUGUUCUCUGACAGUGUUGAAAACUUAAGAGAAAAUGCAAUCAGCUUUACGGCAAGAACAGUUGAAAGAGUCUCAAAACCUGAAGAAUUUAUGCACUUGGUUAUUCCAGUUUUACUGCAAAGAUUAGGUCAGCAGGAAAUUGUAGAGCCAUCGGAAGAGUUACGCCUACACUUAGUUAAAUUAAUUGGAAAGUUACUGAAUAUCACUCUAACGAACUUAGAGAUCUAUGUUCAAGAUUUGAUAAAAAUUUUAAGUAGAACCGUCCUUGAUAAAUUUCAUGAAGUAAAAAAGGAAAGCUGCAAAUGCUGCUCAAAGUUGGCUACUCUCUCAAAAGAGAGAUUUUUUCAUGAAGCUGAAAAUCUAGUUGGUCCACUGAUGCAAUGUUUAGGUCAUCAACAUUCAAAAGUUCGACUAGAGGCCAUUAAAGCUAUUGGACAAGUAUUACUAAACAGUUCUAAUAAGCCUGUUGAUAGAGUUAUUCCAAAUUUUGCUCAAAGACUAUUCGAUCCUACUCCUGUAGUAAGAUUGGAAAUAACAAAAUUAAUUCCACUAUUGUUAACAAGUAUAGCAGAUGAAAUGCCUGAUAUUCAGGAAACAGCAGAUGGGCUUUGGCAUGAUGUAGGUUUAAAAUAUGCUAAUGAAAAUGAAGAAGAGCUGAAAGAUUCUUUGAAUUUCGAAGUUGAAAAUCUUGAGCAUUAUCCGGAAGGAUUAAGCAGACCAAAUAUAGGAUGCAGAAGAUUAGUCUAUUUACACUUUAGUAAGAUUGCUCCUGGUCUUGCCGGGGACCUUGGCGAUUGGAAGACGGAAACUAAAAUUAAAGCCUCACAAUUAUUAUAUAUCCUACUAAUUAAUGAAGAAAUGAAUAUUACGCAACACAUAGACAAAAUUCUCCCGUCCUUGUACAGAGCGAUUACUGAUGAAGACGAAAAAGUUCGAAAUUAUACUGAAAAGAGUGCUACUCUUUUGGGUUACUUUGCUAAAGCGGAAGUCUGGAGUAAGCUCGCUUUAAACCAAUUGCAAUUGACCUCCGGUAAUAAAAGCUCGUUGCUGAUCCUAUCAUCGAUCUCUAAAGGUUGUAGUUGUCAAGUCCUUUCAUCAUUGCUUCCUCGUAUUUUCCAAAAAUUGUGCCUACCGGAAGUCUGCCAAAGUAACGACGAAGACACACAAAAAGCCUUAUUGUCCGUCCUUAACUCAUUAAUUGAAGUUUGUCAAAAGUCGAUAACUGAUGUAGAAUUCGAUAUGUUUUUCGUUCUUAUAACCGUAUCCGCCCUUAGUCAAUCAAAUAAGAUAAAAAGUGAAACUUUCCGUUUGAUUGAUAUGGUAUCUAAAGCUGUCGGUUUGAAUGAGCGAGAAAGUUUUAUAUCGAAGCAUGCGAGAAAGCUAUUGGAAGCUUUACUACCAUCCUCCUCGAGCUGGGCUAAAUACUCUGCCGAUAGGUUUAUAGUUGAUACCCUAUUAAUAGAAUGUGGUGCUGCGACCCUAGACGAGGUCAGCGGUUCUCUUUUGCCAAUUUUGAAGAAUGCUUUACGGGAUGAAAGAGAUCCAGAAAUUAGGGCUAGAUUUUUAACACUAAUUGGAAGAUCUAUGCUGGCGGCAGAGUGUGGAAAGGGCUUAUCAAAUUGCGCUGACGAACUUCUUUCUGACAGCAUCCUACCUUGUUUUGUUUGGCAAGCAGGAAGAGUUGCGGCGUCUGUAAGGACGGCAGCUGUGUCUUGUGUGUGGGCAAUGGUCGAUAAAAAUCACGUUCGGAAAAUCGGCAAACUAUUUACACCAUUAAUGAGCUUAAUAGAAGACGAUUUAAAGGAGACUCGAUUAAUUGCCCUAAGAGUUUUAAAUUGUAUUUUUAAUUCGAAAAAAGAGGACACAGAAGAUCUUGAUGAGAAGAUAGUCCAUGACUCUUAUCACAACAUUAUUAAGCGUCUCGAUGAUGUAUCAGAUGAAAUUAGAAUACUGACGGGAGUAACAAUCGAAUCUUAUUUUAAAUAUUUUGAAAAUCGCGAAGGUUACGAAGUCCAGCUGUUUUCGGCCCAUCUGGAAGAUAUUUACAAAACUCUAUUAGUCCACUUAGACGAUCAGAAUCGACAAGUGCAAGAUGCUGUUGCUGAAGCUCUCAAAGUGAGCGGCGCUCUUAAACCUACCAUGUUGCUUGAGCUAAUCUCCGAGGUAAGGUUUAAACAUAGGUCGAUGCAAUAUCUUGACGAAGUGGCUGAAAGUGUAAGGAGAAUGGAUAUGGAUGACAGAGAGGAUAAGAAAUUUGAGGAGAGCUCUUACCAGACGAAAUCUACUGACUCUUCCUAA
Molecule: messenger RNA, 2518 nt
Organism: Dimorphilus gyrociliatus
Lineage: Eukaryota; Metazoa; Annelida; Polychaeta; Dinophilidae
Source: the annotation of a GenBank genome assembly